AUGCCCAAGUGAAUUCACUGUCUUGAAGAAGUUGAAAAGUUGUGGAUCAAGAACAAAUAUGAACUUUAUAUUCUACAGAAGUGAGAUAAAUGAGGAGAAAUUGCUGAUAAAUACAUCGAGUACACAUUUUUUUUAGUGCUGAUGAACCUUAUUCUGGUCGACAUCCCGGCAUAUAGGCACUGCUUGUAUAACCGAUGGGUAAAUGACGAUCAAAAUGAAGCAUAAAGGAAUUUUAGUUGGUAUCAAUUAGGAAGUUGAUUUAAGUCAUGAAAGUUUGCGAGAAUAAGACUUUUUGAUAUAUUUUACCUUGCAUUCUCUAGAGAAUGGAAUAAACAAGUGAUAGGUAAAAUCAACGAUUCCUAAAUUAAACAACCAACUUCCUAAAAUAAUGAUUAAAAACCACACAACUCUCCCAACCUCCCAUAAUCCCCUUCAC
Messenger RNA from Moneuplotes crassus, 436 nucleotides. The record is from the annotation of a GenBank genome assembly. Lineage: Eukaryota; Ciliophora; Spirotrichea; Euplotida; Euplotidae.